Messenger RNA from Nothobranchius furzeri (turquoise killifish), 1588 nucleotides. RefSeq names its product hyaluronan and proteoglycan link protein 2 (gene hapln2). Gene Ontology annotation, molecular function: hyaluronic acid binding. NCBI's taxonomy places the organism in Eukaryota, Metazoa, Chordata, Actinopteri, Cyprinodontiformes, Nothobranchiidae. Gene Ontology annotation, biological process: skeletal system development; central nervous system development; positive regulation of neuroblast proliferation. The record is from RefSeq and is a predicted model, not a curated record. Gene Ontology annotation, cellular component: synapse; perineuronal net.
CGUUAACAUCUGGAGCGGAGAGGACAACAGUCCUGUUUACUGCUGAUCACAGACAGAACCAUAUGACCAGAGUAAGGACAGCAGUGGGUGGGAGUGACGGACAUCCAGUAUUCACAUAAAGGAACCGACAGAAAUAAAGAGCAGAGAUGAAUGAACUUGUGGAAUAUCCAGGAAUUUAAAGACUUCUUCAUCAUGUUGGACAUUCUUUCUGGAUAAGAGGAGAUCUGGACCCACAGGAGUGGAGAGAAUGGAACCCUUCACAAUAAACUGUGCUGUGCUCCUUUUAUUAACAUCAAACUGUUUUAUCUGGUCGUCAUCACUUUAUGUCUCCAACACAGCAGCAGCAGCCACACCUAGGAGGCUUCAGUAUCUUCUCGAGCCUCCUGUCCACACAGAAGUCGCUGCUCGGAGGGGAGACAACGCCACCUUGCCAUGCAUCCUCAGAGCCAAACCCAGUCACUACAAAGUUAAAUGGACAAAGCUGGAGCCUGAGCCCAGCGGGCUGGAGAACAUCAUCAUGAUAUCCAAUGCAAAUUUCUUCAAGCCCUACGGCCAUCUGGGUCAGCGGGCAUCACUCCAGAGGGCUCACACCAUGGACGCCUCCCUGCUGCUCGCUCAUCUCGAGCUGCAAGAUGGUGGCAGGUAUCGCUGUGAGCUGAUAAAUGGCAUAGAGGACGAAAACAUCGUCAUUACUUUGCGGAUUGAAGGUGUGGUUUUCCCGUAUCAAAGUAGAAAUGGGCGCUACAGGUUCACUUUCCAUGAAGCCAAGGAGGCCUGCGCUGAGCAGGAUGGCAUGUUAGCCACAUACAACCAGCUCUACAAAGCUUGGACCGAGGGUCUGGACUGGUGUAACGCUGGUUGGCUUCUUGAUGGCACCGUUCAUUAUCCCAUCGUUCAUCCCAGACUCGUCUGUGGAGGAGAUCUGCCUCCGGGCAUUCGUAGUUAUGGGUCAAAAGAUAAGAAACGUGAUCGCUUUGAUGCAUUCUGCUUCACCUCCCAGACACCUGGCUCUGUUUUCUACAUAUCUGGGUCAUUCUCCUUCGAUCAGGCAGAUCAUGCAUGCAAAGAUCAGAGCUCUGAGUUGGCACUAGUCGGCCAGCUUUAUGCCGCGUGGCGUUUCCAGAACUACGACCAGUGUAACGGCGGUUGGCUGAGAGAUGGCAGUGUACGCUUUCCUAUACACAACCCGAGGAGAAACUGUGGAGGCAUCCCAGAAGCCGGGGUGCGCUCGUUUGGAUUCCUCAGCAAAACAACACAUCUUUACGGAGCUUAUUGCUAUAGGUAACUAAAGGUUUCAAAACAGAGUGUAUAUAGAAACAACCUUCUAACCAUGAAAACUCCUGAGUUUAAAUAACAAAAUGCAACCAAAUACAUGUUAAACAUGCACAAUCAACUUCUAUUUGAUUUAUUAAACAUCCUUCAAAUCUGCUGAUGUUACCAUUUAACAUGUUUUCGACCUGCUUUCUGAUGUGAACUCAUCUAAGCGGCUAAAUCAUUUAUUAAAGGUGAAUACUGACAUGUAAUUCAUUCAGUUAAUAUGUGUAUGUGGCUAGUUUUGAAUUUGCCAAUAAAUGAUGUGCAGAUUGUU